This is a messenger RNA of Prorocentrum cordatum, 1137 nucleotides long. The record is from the annotation of a GenBank genome assembly. NCBI's taxonomy places the organism in Eukaryota, Dinophyceae, Prorocentrales, Prorocentraceae.
AUGGGCCUGGCGCGGGCCCUGCGGCUCGCCUCGCUGUCGGCCCUCGCGGCGGUGGCGCAGGAGCGCGCGUGCGGCGCUCCAGAGGAUGAUGCCACAGCUGUCGGCGCACAGCUGCUGCAGAGGGCUGCCGAGGUCUCCAGGCCCGGCCCGGAUGGCACGGCGGAGCCGGGGCUGCUGCAGGGCGGGGCCUCGGUGGAGGCGCUGCGGGCCGUGGACGACCUGUGGAGCGGGCUGGACUCGGUGCCGCAGGCCGCGUACCAGGACCUCCUGCAGAGCGCCGCGAACGUCUCCGCCACUGACGACGACGCGGCCGGCAGCGGCGGCGGGGCGCGGCCCACCUCGCUGCAGAUCGCCGGCAUGUUCGACAGCGGCACCAACCUGCUCUGGGCACUGAUUCGGGCCAACCUCGGCGAGCGCGCCAUGGGUAGGGUCUGCCCCGACGAAAAGAGCGGCCAGUGCUUCUUCUGGAAGCACAGCCCACCGCGGCAGCUGCAGCGGGAGCUCGACGCCCUGGAGAGGAAGGGCCAGAGAGUCGUCCUGGUGGCCAUGGUGCGGAGCCCGCUGUCCCAGGUGGUGAGCUGGACGAAGGCGCCGUACGACCUCGGCAGCUGCAUUCAGAGGGCCACGGCGACGGCGGGGAGCGACAGCAGGACGCGCUGCUACGUCCGCGGGGAGCCCUUCACCGGAGUGACGGGGGUGUGGAACAGCUACGUUCAGGAGUACGACCGGCGGCAGGGCGCCAACGGAGACGCGUACCACAGGACGGACGCUCGUGGUCGAGUACGAGCGCCUGGUGCUGGAGCCCGAGGCCGUGGUGCGGGAGAUCGCCGCCGCGCUGGGCCUCCCCGCCCGCUCCGCCUUCCGGACGAUCGAGGCCCCGGCCAAGAACCACGGCAGGCCGCACGGCAGGGAGAAGGCGCUGCAGGACCUGCAGGAGGCGGCGUGGCUGCGCAGGCAGCCCGCCUCCCGGAGGGAGGUCCGGUCUUCGCUGUGCAGCCGCCUGAACAGCUCGGCCAUGAAGGCGCACGCCUACCCGACGGUGCCGCGGCCGGGCUCGUACCUGGACGACUGCGCGUGACCGCGGCGGCGCGCGGGGCGGCCCGGCGGCCGGCUCGUGCCGCACCGGGGCGGCGGUGA